Messenger RNA from Diaporthe batatas, 1412 nucleotides. RefSeq lists its product as uncharacterized. The transcript has a single exon. The record is from RefSeq and is a predicted model, not a curated record. Lineage: Eukaryota; Fungi; Ascomycota; Sordariomycetes; Diaporthales; Diaporthaceae. Bases 123 to 1412 code for a protein of 429 amino acids.
GUACAUACAAGUAUAGUAGAUCCGUGUGUUCACCACGCGGGAGAUGCACAAUUUGAAACUUACUAUCGAAUCUUCGUUUAAUCCAGUCGUUCGUUUACCCUCUUUUCGCUUCGAUUCUCACCAUGCCAUCUUCUAGGAUGGACGCGGCAUUUUCUAUGUUCAACCACGUGGCCGCGAGGGCGACGUCAAUGCCUGAGUGCGCGCAAAAGUGCCUAGUGGAAUACCUGCCACAAUCAGCAUGUCAUGUGGCCUCCAAUAUCACAUGCAUCUGCAACGACGCCCCCCUCACAGCACAGAUGUCAAAGUGCGUGCUGGCGGGUUGCUCGGUCCGGGAUGCACUGUUGACAAAGAGGUUCGACGCCGAGACGUGCGAGUGGCCCCAAUCCGACGACUCUCUAGGCCUCAAGGUGAUCACGCCACUGUUUGGUGUGCUUGCCGUGCUCUUCUUCCUGUGUCGGGUGUGGGCGCGGUCGCUCACCGGGCUGGCCGUUUCGUGGCAGACAGACGACUGGAUGUGCCUCGUCACAACAAUAUUCUCCAUCCCGCUGACGGUGGUCUCGUACGAAUUCGCUGCCCACGGCCUGGGUUACGAUCUCUGGGAAGUGGACUUUGAUGAUAUCACCUUUGUGCUGGAGAUGUACUACUACUCGGAGAUCCUCUACGUCCUCGUCGUCUUCAUGACAAAAAUCUCCAUCUGCUUCUUCUACCUGCGCAUCUUCCCCAAGAAGGCGUUCCGGAUCCGCGUCUUCACAAUAAUCGGCCUCUCUAUCGCCUGCUGCCUCGUCUUCGCCCUCGUCACCAUCUUCCAGUGCACCCCCAUACCCGGUGCAUGGCUGAAAUGGGAUGGCACCUACCAAACCGAGUGCCGCGACGUGCAGACCCAGGCACUGUGGGCCGCCAUUUUCUCCAUCGUCCUGGACGUGGCCACCAUAUUCCUGCCCAUGACCGAACUGUGGGCGCUCAACAUGUCGCUGCGCAAGAAGCUCGGCGUCAUGAUGAUGUUCGCGACGGGCGUUUUCGUGGUCGUCGUCCAGGUGCUGCGCAUCGUCUACCUGCUCAAGUUCUCGGCCACGUCAAACUUCACCCGCGACUACACUGCCACCAGCAUAUGGUCCAACGUCGAGGUCUACGUCGGGAUUAUGUGCGCCUGCUUCCCGCAGUGCCGCACCCUCCUGACCAAAUUUGGCCCGCGCAUCUUUGCCUCCACCAGAGGGGCGUCCACGAAAGAGGCGACCGGCAAGGGCAUCAAGGUCACCACCAAGAUACAGAGCCAGUUCUCACAGAGGCCCAGCCGCGGCGAUGAGACGGAGUUUGUGGAGCUGCGGGCGGCUGGGCCGGAUGGUUUCAACUCGACGACCAAUCUGCACCGUGGCUCUGAAAAAUAUGAGCUGGGGUAUAAGGAGUCAGUUUAA